AUCACCACUCAGUGCUUCAUGAGCCACUGUUACAUUAAUAGUGAGUGGUGACCUCAACAACACCCAAACACAAGAACAUCUUUCAAUUGUCAUUCCCCCAUGAAUCCUUCUACUGAUUUCUUGUUAAACCCAGUUUUCUUACAUGGGUGUGUUGCUUCCAUACAAUUCGUGUUCUUGUUCUUCAUAUUUGUCUCCUGGGCUUCCAAAAGAUUCAAGAUUGAUCGAACUUUGGUUCCGAAACAGAGUCAUGGGUGUUUGUUUUACAAACAAACUCUCUUUUGCUCUCUUGUUCUUUCACUCUUCAAUCUUGUGUUGUGUUUCUUGAACACUUUUUAUUGGUAUAGAAACGGCUGGACUGAUGAAAAGAUUGUGACCCUUUUGCAUGCUGCUCUUGGAGCACUUGUUUGGUUGUUUGUUUCGGUUUACUUACACACACUUUUUUCAAAUUCGUCGACAGAAUCUAGGAAAUACCCUUUUGUUUUAAGGUUUUGGUGGGUUUUUUUCUUUUUAGUUUCUUGUUACUCCCUUGUGGCAGACUAUGUUUACUACAAAAGAACCCAUGAUUCAGUUUCUAUGUUCUUUGUCUCUGAUUCUGUGUCUAGUUUCAUGGGUUUGUUUCUUUGUUUCGUGGGGCUGUCCCAUAAAACAGUGGAAGAGUCUCAAAAUAAUAAUCUUGAAGAACCCCUUUUGAAUUCUGGUGUCUCUAGAGGUGAACUUGCAUCAACUUAUGAAAAUGCAAGUUUCUUUAGCCUCCUGACAUUUUCUUGGACGAAUUCUGUGAUUGCAAAAGGCAACAAAAAGCCAUUAGACCUUGAAGAUAUUCCUCUGCUUGCAAAUAUUGAUAGUGUGAGAGAAGUGUUUCCUGUUUUGUUGAAUAGAGUAGAGUCCUUAAGCAAUGGGGGUAAUCAAAUCACUACAUUUGGUCUCGCAAAAGCCUUGCUCUACAUCGUGUGGAAAGAGGUCGUGAUCACAGGAUUGCUUGCUUUAGUGUAUGCACUGUCUAGUUUUGUUGGUCCUUACCUCAUAGACUCAUUCGUUCAAUAUCUGAAUGGUCACCGAGAUUAUGAAAACCAAGGUUUUGUUUUGGUGGCUGUAUUCUUUACUUCAAAGAUUAUUGGCUGUUUGGCGCAACGGCAUUGGUGGUUCAAGCUCCAACAGGCCGGAAUUAGAGCCAGGUCCGCCAUGGUUGGCGUGAUUUUCCAAAAGGGCUUGACCAUUUCUGGCCAGUCAAAGCAAGGGAACUCAAGUGGCGAAAUCAUAAACUUCAUGGCAGUUGAUGCUGACAGGAUAGGUAACUUUGGUUGGUAUGAUAUUUGGCUAGUACUCGUCCAAGUAGCAGUUGGAUUAGCACUUUUAUAUAAGAAUUUAGGGUUAGCCGCGGUUGCUUCAUUAAUCGCUACAGUUUGUGUGUUGUUGGCCAACCUUCCACUCGGGAACGUACAAGAAAAGCUUCAAGAUGACUUGAUGAAAUCUAAAGAUAAAAGGAUGAAAUCAACAUCUGAAAUCUUGAAAAACAUGAGGAUUCUUAAACUUCAAGGUUGGGAAAUGAAGUUCUUGUCGAAAAUCAUCAAGCUUCGCGACGAAGAAGAAGGUGCAUUGAAGAAGUAUAUGUAUACAUUAUCCUUGAAUUCUUUCUUGUUCUGGGGUGCUCCAACUGUUGUAGCCGGGAUCACUUUCGCAACAUGUUUGUUAGUUGGCAUCCCACUUGAAUCAGGAAAGGUACUUUCUACACUUGCAACGUUUAAAAUACUUGAAGAGCCGAUUUACAAUCUUCCAGAGUCGGUUUCAUUUUUUUUUCAAACUAAAGUCUCGCUUGAUCGCAUUGCCACAUUCCUCCGUACCAAGGACAUAGAUUCUGAUGCUAUAACUAAAGUUCCACAAGGCAGUUCUAGCACAGCUGUUGAGAUUAUUAAUGGGUGUUUUUCAUGGGAUUUAGCUGCAUUUUCUAACCCAACUUUGAAAGAUAUAAACAUUAGAGUGAAUCAAGGCAUGCGAGUUGCUGUUUGUGGGACUGUUGGGUCGGGGAAGUCAAGCUUACUUUCUUGUAUUUUGGGGGAGAUUUCAAAGAUAUCAGGAAGCGUAAUAGUAGAAGGAUCAAAGGCUUAUGUAGCUCAAUCACCAUGGAUACAAAGUGGAAAGAUUGAAGAUAAUAUCUUGUUUGGCAAGGAGAUGGAUAGAGAGAGGUAUGAGAAGGUUCUAGAAGCAUGUUCUUUGAAGAAAGACCUUGAAGUUCUUUCCUUUGGUGAUCAAACAGUUAUCGGUGAACGAGGGAUCAAUUUGAGCGGAGGUCAGAAGCAGAGGAUACAAAUCGCACGGGCUCUUUAUCAAGACGCUGAUAUUUAUCUUUUUGAUGAUCCAUUUAGCGCAGUUGAUGCUCAUACAGGAAGUCAUCUUUUUAAGGAAUGCAUCUUGCGGUUUCUGGAGUCGAAGACAGUGAUUUACAUCACACAUCAAGUAGAGUUCUUACCUGCUGCAGAUCUCAUCCUGGUUCUAGGAGAUGGAAGAAUUACACAAGCCGGAAAGUACGACGGCAUUCUCAAUUCAGGAGGCGACUUUAUGGAUCUUGUAGGCGCGCACAAAGACGCGUUAUCAGCCAUUGAUUCCAUAAAAACAAGUGUUCAAGAACACACAAAUAGCUCCAAGAACACAAACGAUAGUCAAAACGAUGAAGCAAAUGGUAUCUCCGGCUCAAAAGCACAGCUUGUUCAAGAAGAAGAACGUGAAAAAGGAAGAGUGGGUUUCUCAGUCUACUGGAAAUACAUAACAACGGCUUACGGAGGCGCACUAGUACCAUUCAUAAUAUUGGCACAAGUUCUCUUCCAAGCACUACAGAUUGGAAGUAAUUACUGGAUGGCUUGGGCAUCUUCAGGGUCACCAAGUGAUCAAGCACCAGUUACAGGCUCAACCCUGAUCAUUGUUUAUGCAGGUUUAGCUGUUGGAAGUGCGUUAUGCAUACUUGCAAGAGGCUUGCUUCUUGCAACCGCUGCGUAUAAGGCAGCCACUCAUCUCUUCCACAAAAUGCACUUCGCCAUUUUCCGGUCGCCCAUGUCUUUCUUUGACUCUACUCCUAGCGGACGAAUUCUAAAUAGAGCAUCUACAGACCAAAGUGCGGUGGACAUGAAUGUUCCUAACCAAAUGGGAUCAUUUGUAUUCGCUGUCAUACAACUUCUUGGCAUCAUUGCAGUUAUGUCACAGGCUGCUUGGCAGACGAUCACUAUAGUUAUUCCGGUCGCAGGAACGAGUAUUUGGUUACAGCAAUAUUACUUACCUUCAGCGCGAGAAAUGGCACGGAUAGCUGGAGUUUGUAAAGGUCCAGUGGUACAGAAUUUUGCUGAAACAAUAUCAGGGUUAACAACCAUCAGAAGUUUUGAUCAACAAACCAGAUUUCAGAACAUGAAUCUGAAACUAAUUGACGAUUUUUCAAGGCCAAAGUUUCAUAUUGCUGCAGCUAGGGAAUGGUUAGGAUUUUGUUUGGAUAUGCUGUCUUGUUUUACGUUUGCUGCGUUUUUAACUUUCUUGGUUUCUAUCCCCGAGGGAACUAUUGAUCCAAGUAUCGCCGGAGUGGCUGCUACUUACGGGCUUACUUUGAGUAGUUUACAAGGAUGGAUAGUAUGGACUCUUACCGACCUCGAAAACAAGAUUAUUUCGGUUGAAAGAAUAUUUCAGUACUCUUCUAUCCCAAGUGAACCUCCUCUUGUUAUAGCAUCAAAUAGGCCUGAUGAUCAAUGGCCAUCACAAGGAGAAGUUAAUAUACGUCAUCUGCAGGUUCGGUAUGCACCACAUAUGCCACUUGUGUUGAGAGGCCUUACAUGCACUUUCAGUGGGGGAAGGAAAACUGGGAUUGUUGGAAGAACGGGAAGUGGGAAGUCGACUUUGAUACAAACACUCUUCCGCCUUGUGGAGCCAGUGGCCGGACAGAUUCUGAUAGACGGAAUUAACAUAUCCACAAUCGGACUUCAUGAUCUUCGUUCAAGAUUGAGCAUAAUUCCACAAGAUCCUACCAUGUUUGAAGGAACUAUUCGAAGUAACAUGGAUCCCCUUGAAGAGUUUACAGAUGAUAAAAUUUGGGAGGCUCUCGAUAAGUGCCAACUUGGAGACGAAGUGAGAAGUAAGGAAGGGAAGCUUGAUUCACCAGUUACUGAGAAUGGAGAGAACUGGAGUGUGGGUCAAAGGCAGCUGGUGUGUCUUGGGCGCGUGCUACUCAAGAAAACCAAAGUCUUAGUACUUGAUGAAGCCACUGCAUCAGUGGACACUGCUAGUGAUGGUAUGAUUCAACAAACACUGGGGAAACACUUUACCGACUCUACUGUGAUAAUGAUUGCUCAUCGUAUCACCUCUGUGCUUGAUAGUGACAUGGUUUUGGUUCUAGAACAAGGCCUGGUUGAUGAAUAUGACUCUCCAAAGAAGUUGCUAGAAGAUGAUUCAUCUUCAUUUGCAAAGCUUGUUGCUGAGUAUAGUAUGAGAUCUAAUUCCAGUAUCAAGACUUAACUAGCAGGAACUAAUAGACCUGAUUUCAAAUCCUACCCGAUUUCAAGGCAGCUACCACUUCUCUAACCCAUCAAUAUUCACGCUUGAAGGUGUGUAGGUUUUUACAGUUUAGAAUUGUUUUACAUCUCUCUCUGUAUUGUAUAUGUUUUCCUUCAAAUUAAAGUAUUUUGAUGGUAAUAUCAAAAUCCUUAAUGGGUUACUAAAAGAGAAAACUAGAACAAGUAUGUCUUGAGACUUUGAUACCCAAAAAAUAACUAAGUUGCCCAAGGUCCUUCAUAGCGAACUCAUGAGAGAGUGACCUAGAAAAUGAGUCCGUCAUUAGACGAGGUAGUAAGGAUGAUGUCAACAACAUAUAUGAGAAGAUAUGCCAUACAUGGUCGCAAAAGUCGCUAGGCGCUCCCUAGUCGGAGUCGGGAGUGCUUGGGAAGUACUCGUCCUAGGCGGAGAGUGCUUGGGAAGUACUCGGCCUAAACGAAGAGUAUUCGUGCCUCGGCAGCCUACCUUGUAGGGAGUACUCGAGGAGUACUCAGCCUUCGAGGCCUUGUUUUACAACCAUGAUGCCAUAUCAAGACCCUGUUGAAAGAUGAAUAAUGAGGUGUCAUAGUGACUUUGUUUGAAGCCAAUCCGUGUAACCAAAUCAGUGAACUUUUAGUACCAAGCCCUAGAUGCUUAUUUUAGGCCAUAGAGGGAUUUCUUUUGCCUACAAACAUAAUCUGGAAAAUCCUGAAGACGAAACCCCAUAGACAUAUACCGUUUUAUUUAAAUCCCAAUGUGAAAAAGCAUUCAUGACGUCUAACUGACGAAUGAGCCAUGACUUUGAUAAAGCUAAAGAUAAGACCAUCCGAAUAGUAGUGGGUUUAACUAUGGGACUGGAAGUUUCCCCAUAGUCAACACCCAUUUGUUAAUUUUCGACCAUCGCAUACCCAAUGUGCUUUGUACCGCUCCAACGACCCAUCCAAUUAAAAUUUUUGUCAAAAUAACCACAUGCUUCAGUGAAUGUGCCUGCCAGAAUGUCCAGGUACAAGUUCCCAUGUGUUGUUUUUAAUAAGGGCAUUAAACUCAUCGGACAUGGCAUCAAACCACUCAGUUGUAGACAAGGAAUCUUUAGAGUUUUUAGGUACAUGUAUAAAAGCGGUAGUGUGUAGAUUAUAUGGGCGAGCAGGUUGGACAAUACCGUCCAUGGACCGAGUUCGAAUGGUUCAAACCGGUGGGGGUUAGGCUGGUGGUUGGAUAAGUUGGGUUGGGUUGGAGAU
Molecule: messenger RNA, 5741 nt
Organism: Helianthus annuus (common sunflower)
Lineage: Eukaryota; Viridiplantae; Streptophyta; Magnoliopsida; Asterales; Asteraceae
Product: ABC transporter C family member 3
Exons: 9
Coding region: 100-4488 (1462 amino acids)
Biological process (GO): transmembrane transport
Cellular component (GO): vacuolar membrane; plant-type vacuole
Molecular function (GO): ATP hydrolysis activity; ABC-type transporter activity; ATP binding
Source: RefSeq, a predicted model, not a curated record